AGCGCUUUAUUUAAGUAGAGUCGUUCAUCAAGUUGCACUGAUCAUUUACUAUCUGAGAUUAAACUACGAUGACUAUGGCAUCAGCACCGGAGUGGCUUACCCACGAAUAUAUUGAGCAUGCACUCCGCACUCAUUAUAAAGAUGAUCUCCUGCAAAUUGUCAAAUUUGAAAUAAAUCCCGCCUUGGGUCCUGGGGAGAAUUAUAGCGGUGUUUUGACCAAAAUACGUGUGAGCUUCAAAGUCUUUCAGAACGGAGAGAGGAAAGAGACUAAGAACAUGAUUGUAAAGACUUCCAUAGAUGAUGAUGAGCUGACACAGGAAUUAAUUGCUCCCUAUGACAUCUACAACAGGGAAAUGAACAUUUACGAGGAGGUAUUGCCAAAGCUGAAUGAACUCCUUCACGAAAUUGGAGACUUUGAGCAACUGUUUCCUACCGCCAUCUAUGUGGAUCGUGAGCGUAUGGCCAUUAUAUUUGAGGACCUCGCCGUGGCUGGCUAUGUAAUGGCUGAUCGCAUACGACGCCUGAAUGCAGAGCACGCUCAUCUUAUUCUGCGGAAAUUGGCCAAAAUGCACGCUGCAUCGGCUGUGCUAAAUGAAAGAACAAAUGGUUGCCUAGAGGGCUAUGAUCGUGGCUUUUUUAAUAAUUAUACCAACGCCUUUAGUGGAUACUUUGUGGGAACCCUUCACGCAGCAGCUCGUUGGAUGAGCCACAUCGAAAAUAUGAGACAAUAUGCCGACAAACUUUCCAAGCUAGCUCCCCAUUAUAUGGAUAUUGGACGCAAGUGUUUUGCUCCCACACUGGGACAGGUGAAUGUUCUCGGACAUGGUGAUGUCUGGACAAAUAAUGUGAUGUUCAAAUACGAUUCAAAAACAGGGCAUCCUGUAGAUGUUUUACUCUUUGAUUUUCAAUUUUCGUUCUGGGGGUCACCCACCAUUGAUUUGCAUCAAUUUAUAAAUACAUCGCUCGAGGAACAAUUGCGUCGCGAUCAACAGAACGAUCUUUUCGAAUUCUAUCAUCGAAUCUUUACCGAAUAUUUGAAAAAACUUAAAUAUCAUCAGAAUCCUAUACCUAGUUUAGAGCAAUUCAAACUACAGGCAGAAGAAAAACGUUUUUUAGCCAUGCACUGGUCUGUUGUGGUGCAACCGGUGAUGAUUAGUGAGGAUUCCACCGAUGCCUGUUUUAAUGCCUUGGUGAACAAUGAUGAGCGUGGCAUUCGUUUCAAGGAUCGGCUCUUUCAAAAUCCCAUUGUACAACAGAACUUAAAAGCUCUCAUUCCCGAGUUUGAUCGAAUUGGUUUACUUGAUGUACGAAGUUUAGAUAAUAAAAAUUAG
Molecule: messenger RNA, 1331 nt
Organism: Drosophila willistoni
Lineage: Eukaryota; Metazoa; Arthropoda; Insecta; Diptera; Drosophilidae
Exons: 2
Coding region: 69-1331 (420 amino acids)
Source: RefSeq, a predicted model, not a curated record